AUGAUGUCUCCAAGCAUCGGAGCUGUCUUGGGUCUUCUCGAAGCAACAAAAUGUUCCGUUUGGGUUCAUCCCGUCGACUACCCACCGUAUCAUCUGGUAGAAAGGAUCCAACAGACCCGAGAACUGCGUAUUCUAGAGAUUCCCACUGUCGCUGAACUCCUCGACGCGUCUAACUCACCUAACUAUCCUUACAUCAAGACCUACGACGAAGCUAUGGGUGACACGUUCUGCAUUCUCCAUACAUCUGGUACCACAGGACUGCCGGAGCCUAUCUAUCUCAAUAACGGCUUGCUUGCUACCAUGGACGCCGCUCGUAUUUUACCGACCGGUCCUGGGAUCUUCAUGAACCUUUUUGCGACGUUCCUUUUUGACACGCAUAGCGUCAUGGGUCCCGUAGGCGUUCACCCUGACAUGAAUCUGCUUGCGUCACUUGCCGACCACGGCAACAUUGAUAUUUGGCACUUCAUGCCUGUCGCAGAGCUCGCCGCCAAGGUGAAUGAGGUAGUACGCGUUCACAAUCUGUUUGGUACCACGGAAGGCCUUUACAUGGGUGACAUGUUGGUGGACAAGGAAGACUUCCUGUGGGUUUCGUUCCAUCCGUACACCGGGUUUGAGUACCCGGAGAUCGAGAAGGGCUUGUUUGAGCAGCUUGCUGUCAAGAAUGAGCACUGGGCUUUGCAUCAGGGAGUCUUCAGAUACUUUUCCUGA
Fusarium tjaetaba is the source of this 708-nucleotide messenger RNA. Its product is annotated as nonribosomal peptide synthetase. The transcript is spliced from 4 exons. Lineage: Eukaryota; Fungi; Ascomycota; Sordariomycetes; Hypocreales; Nectriaceae. Bases 1 to 708 code for a protein of 235 amino acids. The record is from RefSeq and is a predicted model, not a curated record.